Molecule: messenger RNA, 820 nt
Organism: Leopardus geoffroyi (Geoffroy's cat)
Lineage: Eukaryota; Metazoa; Chordata; Mammalia; Carnivora; Felidae
Gene: CCDC12
Product: coiled-coil domain containing 12
Exons: 7
Coding region: 42-542 (166 amino acids)
Cellular component (GO): U2-type spliceosomal complex; post-mRNA release spliceosomal complex
Source: RefSeq, a predicted model, not a curated record
GCCUGCGCAUUGCGGGACCAGGGAAGAGGCGGGCGGGUAACAUGGCCGCUACUGCGGCUGGUGUGGGCCGGCUAGAGGAAGAGGCGUUGCGGCGAAAGGAACGGCUGAAAGCCCUACGGGAAAAAACCGGGCGCAAGGACAAGGAAGAUGGGGAGCCCAAGACCAAGCAGCUCAGAGAAGGGGAAGAGGAAGGCGAGAAGCACAGGGAACUCAGGCUGCGGAACUAUGUCCCAGAGGACGAGGACCUGAAGAGGAGGAGGGUGCCCCAGGCCAAGCCAGUUGCGGUGGAAGAGAAGGUGAAGGAGCAGCUGGAGGCCGCCAAGCCAGAGCCCGUCAUCGAGGAAGUGGACCUGGCCAACCUCGCGCCCCGAAAGCCUGACUGGGACCUCAAGAGAGACGUAGCCAAGAAACUAGAGAAGCUAGAAAAACGGACCCAGAGGGCCAUUGCUGAGCUGAUCCGUGAGAGGCUGAAAGGCCAAGAGGACAGCCUGGCCUCUGCAGUGGACGCCACCACCGAGCAAGAGGCCUGUGACUCUGACUGAGGCACGCCAUGUCCCCUUGCCCCUGUCAGGCCUGUCCCGUGGGUGGGCCGUCUCGGGCAAGGGUGGGGCUGGGCUUGCUGUUACCUCCAGAGCCAAACCGCCCCGUCAGCCUGAAACCCCCGCCGUGGGGGUGAGGUCAGCUCCUUGUCUCCUAAGUGGUCCCCGUCACCCCAACAGGGGCAGAGCUGACAGCAACCCUGUGGGCUUGCUGUGUCUGUACAUAUGUAUGUAUUUUGAAUUUUCUUUUAUCUCUAGAAAUAGAAACAAGCAGACCUGUA